UGUCUGCUAAAGCGGUGGGAAAAGGGGGGGGAGCGGCGGCUGCUAAGGCUGAAGCUGCAGCUCCUCUCCUCCAAGCUCGCCGCCCGCGGGGGAUCAUCAAACGUAAUAGCACCCCUGCGGCAGGCAGUAGGUGUUGGGGGGGGAACCAGUCUAUGUAAAAGUCCCGUUUUCGCCGGGGGAUUUAGUGAUCUGGAAGCAAAAGAUGAUAAUUAAGACGCAGAAUCCUGAUUGGGAUGAUUUACAAGUCAUUUUAGAUACAUUAAUGGACUCUACAGAAAAAUAUGUGGUUAUACAGGUUGCGAGGGAUAAGGUGAGAGAAGAUAUUCGGAAUGGGAAAGUAGAGGCUAACGUUGAUGAGAACUUUCCAAAAGAAGAUCCCCGAUAAUACAGGAGAUACAGACAAUACAGGAGGCGGGUUAAGCCGUCUCCGGAGGUAUCAGGAUUGGUUAUUGAUUGGCGUUUAAACUGCUAUACCGAAGCAAAUGAAUUGGUCAAAAUUGUAUGAUGUGAUGCAGGAAAACAAUGAGUCUCCCUCGGCCUUUUUAGAAAGAUUAAAAGAAGCUGCCAAAACCGGGAUGUAAAAUUUUUAGUAGACACAGGGGCUAUUUAUAGUCUCUACUGAAUUCCUUACAGGGGGCGGUAGGUCACAGAGCUACAACAAUUGUUGGUGCCACGGGGAAGGAGGAAGUACGGCCAUUCCUGCAACCUUUGGAUUUGUGUUUUGGAGAAAAGGAGCUAACCCACGAGUUCUUAUAUGUUCCAGAUUGUCCAGUUUCUCUUUUAGGACGAGAUUUGCUGACCAAAUUAGAUGCCACAAUAACAUUUGAGGAUGGAAAUUUGGUAAUGAAAGUUCCGGAGUCAAAGGUAGGACAAAUUUUACUAUUAAAGGAAAAUCCAAUUGUAAAAAUACCACAGGCAAUAGAAGAUGCAGUGAUUCCCACGGUAUGGGAAACUGACAUACCUGGGAAGUCAAAGGCAGCUAAACCUGUGAAAGUAGCGCUGAAGGAAGGUGCUGAACCGGUACGAUUAAGACAGUACCCAUUGAAAUUGGAAGCCAGAUUAGGAAUAGUAUCUUUAAUUGAGAAAUUUUUGAAAUAUGGAAUUCUAGAAGAAUGUGAAUCAGAAUACAAUACUCCAAUUUUUCCAGUAAAGAAACCUGAUGGUAACUAUCGACUAGUCCAAGACUUAUGAGCAAUAAACCAGAUCACUAAGGACAUACAUCCAGUAGUUGCAAAUCCGUAUACCUUGUUAACAUCUGUGAAAGAGAAAUAUAAAUGGUUUACAGUACUUGAUUUAAAAGAUGCCUUCUUCUGCAUACCCCUUGACCAGGAAAGCAAAAGCUAUUCGCUUUCGAAUGGGAGAAUUCACACAACAGGAGAAAGGCCCAAUUAACCUGGACACGCCUUCCACAAGGAUUUAAGAAUAGUCCAACUAUCUUCGGAAAUCAACUAGCCAAAGAGCUUGAGGAAUGGACUACAAGAGGCUAUAUCGGAAUUCCUCGACAAUGGUAUUUGUUGCUGCAAUAUGUGGAUGAUAUUCUGAUUGCUGCUGAGACCCAAGAACUUUGCAUUCAGGUAACAAUUGAAAUAUUGAAUCAAUUAGGAAUGAAUGGAUAUAAAGUGUCAAAAAAUAAAGCUCAGAUUGCAUCCACAACUGUGAUCUAUCUAGGAUGCGAGCUUUCUCAAGGACAGCGAAGACUAGGUAUAAACCGUGUACAUGCUAUCUGUGCGAUCUCAGAACCGCGUAACUUACAUGAAUUAAGAUCUUUUCUAGGAAUGGCAGGAUGGUGCAGGCUCUGGAUCAUGGACUAUGGACUUAUUGCCAAACCUUUAUACGAGGCACAGAAGAAUAAGACCUUGGUGUGGGAAAGACCACAACAAGAAGCUUUUCAAAAAUUGAAACAGGCCUUAAUGCAAGCGCCUGCUUUGGGCCUACCUGAUCUGAGUAAAGACUUUCAGUUAUUUGUACAUGAAUGACAGAGACUUGCUCUAGGGGUAUUAACCCAACGGCUGGGAUCUUGGAAAAGGCCCGUCAGUUAUUUCUCUAAACAACUUGACCCGGUAAGUGCUGGAUGGCCGGCGUGCUUGCGGGCGGUGGCUGCUACCGUGAUAUUAAUUCAGGAAGUCCGGAAACUGACUAUGGGGAAAAGGAUCGAAGUGUUUGUAUCCCAUAUGGUGACUACUGUAUUGGAACAAAAGGGGGGCCAUUGGCUUUCCCCAAGUAGGAUGAUGAAAUAUCAGGCAAUUUUAACAGAGCAGGAUGAUGUUACCCUAAAAACAACUAACCUAAUGAAUCCAGCUGUGUUUUUAAGCACAGAGACUGAAGAAGAAAAUCUGGAACAUGAUUGUGUGGAGGUCAUUGAAUAUACCCACGCAAGUCGACCUGACCUGAAAGAUACCCCAUUGGAGAAGACGGAUUGGGAGCUUUUUACUGACGGCAGUAGUUUUGUGGAAAGCGGAGUGCGGUAUGCAGGAUAUGCGAUUACUACUGCCAAAACAGUAAUUGAAGCUAAAUCCCUACCACCAAACACAUCAGCACAGAAAGCUGAGUUGAUAGCCCUAACUAGGGCAUUAGAGCUCAGUGAGGACAAAAGGGUCAAUAUUUGGACCGACUCAAAAUAUGCAUUCGGGGUUGUUCAUGUACAUGGAGCUCUUUGGAAAGAGCGUGGACUACUCUCCUCCCAAGGAACAAACAUCAAGUACCAAAAAGAAAUAUUGAACUUGAUUAAUGCCGUUCAAAAGCCAUCACUAGUUGCCAUCAUGCACUGUAAAGCUCAUCAGAGUGGGACAUCGACAAUUAUUGAAGGAAACCGACUUGCUGAUCAAACAGCCCGAUCAGUGGCACGACGAGUCUGGAUGAUGGUGGGUCUUGUCUCCCAAAAGGUAAGAGCAAUUGAUUUAUUACCUACACCUUCAGAGGCACCUGAAUAUUCUACAGAAGAUGAGAAACUGGCAAGACUAGUAAAAGCCGUCAAGGGUAAUUCUGGAUGGUAUGUAACCACCAACGGACAAAUUGUGGUCCCAAUCACAAUUAUGAGAGGGAUACUUCAAGCGGAGCACCAGAAGUGUCAUUGGGGUGCAGAAGCAUUGGUAACUUAUCUAAGAAAACAAAUUAUCUCGGUCCAGAUGUUAACAAUGGCAAAAUCUAUCACAGCUAAGUGUGAAAUUUGCUUGAGAAAUAAUCCUUUAGUUAAAAGGAAAGUAGAUAUGGGAAAAAUUAGGACAGGUGUACAACCAGGGGAUUGUUGGCAAAUAGAUUAUGUGGAACUCCCCAAAACUCGAGGAUUCAGAUAUCUGCUAGUUGGGGUAUGCACCUUUUCAGGAUGGCCAGAAGCCUUCCCUUGUCGCACCAACCAGGCACAAGAAACUGUAAAAUGGUUACUGAAGGAAAUAAUUCCUAGAUUUGGAGUACCAUUGGGAAUAUCAUCUGAUAGGGGACCGCAUUUUGUUGCUCAAGUGGUAAAGGAAGUCAGUAGAUGUUUGGGAAUUAAAUGGGAAUUACACACCCUGUGGAGACCCCAGUCUAGUGGCCAGGCGGAGAAAAUGAAUCAGACGUUAAAACGACAACUUAGCAAAAUUUGCCAAGAAGUAAAAUUUAAUGGCCCCAGGCCUUACCAAUAGCGUUAUUGCGAAUUAGGAUUAAACCUAGGAGUGGAAUGUCGGUAAGCCCAUACGAAAUUCUGUAUGGCAAACCAUAUGAAGCACCUGAUCCGAAUCCAAGUGUACAUGUAAAAGGUAAUCGGGAUGUGUACAAUUAUGUGUUGUCUCUCGGCAGGACAUUGAAUCGACUCAGAUCCGUAUUAGUGUGGAAUCGCCCACUAGCACUUGAGAAUCCGGUACAUGAUAUAGAACCUGGAGACAUGGUGUAUAUAAAGACUUGGAGAGAAGAUCCUUUAAAAGAACGUUGGGACGGACCUUAUCAAGUACUUUUAACUACAUUUACCGCAAUUAAGGUUGCUGAAAUAGACUCCUGGAUACAUUACACCUGAGUGAAGAAAGUCCCAAAACUGUGGCAAUCACGAUUAGUGGGUCCAACCACACUUAAAAUCACAACGCAGGAUGUCUAACUUUUGUUACCGUUUUGUUUUUAUAGUAGUUUAUGUACCCAGACUGUAUGCCACACUGAUUUGCAAAGUCACUGGAGAACAAUUAUGUAAAACACGAAGGGCUAUAGGAGAUAGUGACGAUACUCAAAUGCCACAAGUAGUACAGAGUGUACAGAAUCAGGCAGAGAAUCUGAUGAUAGGACUAAUUCGAGAUUUUGCACAAACCCAAAAUGUCAGUAGCAUCACUGCUUGUAUUCCCAUCCCGAAAUCAGCUGAAGAUCCGGUACAGUGGGGAAUAAUAUCUACGACCUUACCAGAAGUAAAUAAGACUGGUAAGAUAGUGUGUGAGUCCCAUACUAAAAUAGAGCAAGUACCAAUUGAACAACGGACAAAAGAGCUUGUUAAGAAUGCCAUGAUAAAAAGAGGUGACUGCUUAAAGUUACCAGGAGCAGAAUUUGUAAAGAUAUGACGAUUUCAUAAUAUUGGGUAUUGCACGUAUGAAAAGUGGACCACCAAAACAGUGUAUGAAAAGGUUGAGCGAGCCUAUUGGGAAUGUAAAGAUCAGGAUAAUCAGAACAUAACUGAAUCAUGGUAUAACAUGUGGACGUUGAGUAUAGUACAGCAAUAUCAAUAUAGCGAAGCAUUUCCAUGGUGUAUACGAUGGACCAAUGUAACAAGAGGAGUAACAGUACCGUGGUGGAAUUGCUCUCAAGUAAUGACCUGCCAGACAGAUGUGAAAGAAAUACCAUUGUCCAUCAUUAAAGUUGCAGUAAUCAUUUGUCAGAAACAAUUGGAUCCAAAGGAAGCAAUCAAAAUAGGCAUUGAUGGAGAUAAGAUAGAUUGUAGAGGAACUAUAGGUAGUGUGGGACAUUUGGUUUGGGCCUUAAGUGAUGGAACCUGGACAGCACAUUUACCGAUAGCAGGACCUGUAAGGGAGGUUACUUUGGGGUUACCAACCCUAUGUCCCAUUUGGAAAACGUCACCCUUGAAGAAUAGGCAAGAACUCCUACAAGUUAGGCACAAACGAGAGAUAGAUGAAGAUGAUGUGUGGCACGAGCCAUCGGGUAGUGUUAAAUUCGGCUGGGCAUUAGAAUCUUUCUUUGCACCAAUCGCAGCCUAUAGAAACAGAGAAAUGAUUGACAGAUUAAUUGGACAGAUGGAUCGAUUGGCAAGGGUAACCAAAAAGGGUUUUUAAGAAUUCAGUAUACAAUUGCAAGCUACGACCAAAAUGACUUUGCAGAACAGAAUGGCACUUGACAUAAUGUUGCUAAAAGAAAAUGGGGUUUGUGAAUAUUUAAAAGAUAGGGUUGAUCAUUGCUGCAUUCAUAUCCCAAACGUAACCUCUGAAGUGGAAAAGGAUAUUUCCCAAUUAACCCAAACAGAAGAAGAACUGCAAGCGGAAAAACAAGAUGUAGAGCAGAGCUGGGUUGGGGCCUUGCUAGGCAAAUUGAACCUGAACCUCCAGCUUAUAAGGAAAAUAUAAUGUAGUGAAAAUGCAUUGUCUAGGAAUAGAAAAGCAUUUUCAAAGGGGGGAAAUGUUAUAGUUGAAUUGAAUUUUGUGGGCUGUGUUUUGAUUCUGUAGACCGUAUCCAAGAUUCUUAGCUUUGAUACUGUAUCCAGGUUCAGAGUGUGCAUUCAAGCAUGAUUUCAUAUAAUCAUACCCCAUUCUUAAAAUUGACAUAGAUUUAUGACAUAUUCUUUAGAACAGGUAACUUAGAAAUAACUGAUAAACAUGCGAAUGUUACUUAGCAUUGCUUAGAUAGAUAAUUUGUGUUAGAAUAGGUGUGGGAUAUGCUAAUGGUUGUCAAGAAUUGUAAUGCAUAUGUAUGUGAUCAAAUUGUAUAAAUAUGAUGUAGUCUGAAUCAGUGGCUGAAGCCAGCUUUGGGUGCGAACCCCUGGUUUCCCAGCGCUGAAAUAAAGCACCGCAUAUA
This is a messenger RNA of Columba livia (rock pigeon), 5976 nucleotides long. RefSeq lists its product as uncharacterized. Lineage: Eukaryota; Metazoa; Chordata; Aves; Columbiformes; Columbidae. The transcript is spliced from 2 exons. The record is from RefSeq and is a predicted model, not a curated record. Gene Ontology annotation, biological process: DNA integration. Gene Ontology annotation, molecular function: nucleic acid binding; RNA-DNA hybrid ribonuclease activity.